Calliphora vicina (urban bluebottle blowfly) is the source of this 1350-nucleotide messenger RNA. RefSeq names its product alpha-tocopherol transfer protein-like. The record is from RefSeq and is a predicted model, not a curated record. Gene Ontology annotation, cellular component: membrane. The transcript is spliced from 6 exons. Gene Ontology annotation, molecular function: phosphatidylinositol bisphosphate binding. NCBI's taxonomy places the organism in Eukaryota, Metazoa, Arthropoda, Insecta, Diptera, Calliphoridae. Bases 300 to 1121 code for a protein of 273 amino acids.
CCAAUGAAAAAACGCAACAGUUUUAGUUGAAGAACAGAAAUCAGUUGGUGUAGAACUCUCUACACAGCAGAUGUUGUAGUGGCAAAUUGUUGUAUAUUUUUAUUUAAAUAGUAUUUUUUUAAUAUAAGUGCAUAUACACAAAAAAGUAAAACAACAACAAUAUACUAUAAAUAAAAAAAAUAAAGAAAAACCAAAUUUAUGCAAACAAGUGUUAUUUGUUGAAUUUCUUUAAACAAAUUUAGUUUGGUGCUUUUUUGUUUAUUAAAAUAUUUUGGAAAAAACCCACUUCUGUACAAACAAUGGCUACCAAUAAUGAUGAAGACUAUGAAAAAACCAUUGAUAACUUGCAGACAUGGUUUGAGGAAAACAAAAACUUACCCAAACAAAUUGAUCGUCUCCUAUUAGAACGUUUCUACUUGUGCAUGUACAAAGAUGUAGAAGAAACUAAGAAAUUAAUCGAAGUUAACUACACAAUAAGAAAUAAAAGCCCACAUAUCUUUAUUAAUCGCGAUCCCACAGACGAAGAUAGUCAAAGAACAUUCGAAUAUGCAGAUAUGGUGCCCUUACCAGGUCUAACACCUGAAAAUUAUCGCAUAACAUGUUUCAGACUAUGUGAUCCAGAUCCCCGAAAGAUGCAUCAUACGGAAGACACCAAGGCCUUCAUAAUGAUCACCGAUUGUCGUUUUUCAAUGCCAGAUAUUAGUGAUGGCAACACUUCAAUGCUUUCAGAGGGCGAAGUUCAAAUUUUCGAUAUGACUGGUUACAGUAUGAAACAUGCGACACGUUUAUCAAUAACAACUCUGCGCACAUAUUUGAAAUUUCUACAGCAGGCAUUUCCAGUGCGUAUUAAAGCCAUGCACAUGAUUAAUUGUCCCUCGUAUUUGGAUCGUUUGGUAAGCGUGGUGAAACCUUUUAUCAACAAAGAAGUAUUUAGUAUGAUGCAUUUUCAUACCACGGGUAUUGAGACACUUUAUGAACAUGUUCCGAAAGAACUAUUACCGGAGGAAUAUGGUGGCCAAGCGGGCAAAUUGACAGAUUUAAAGGAAGAGUUCAUGCAAUUAAUGCUGAAGAAAAGAGAUUAUCUAAUGGAUCCAAAUCAUUGGAAAAUUGAAUCGUUAUAAUUUUAUAAUGUUGUACUUAAUUAAAAUUUGUAGUAGUAUUACAAACAGUUACUAUAUCAUUGAUAUGUAUUUAUUGGGGUUAUUUUAUUGUACUUCCAUUGACUUUUAUUAAUAAAUGUUAUUUCAGGGUUUUUUCAUUCAAGUUUAUUUACAAAUUUGUUAAAAUAAUUAAAUAAAAAUCUUUAAAUAAAUGUUUAAAUAUAUGUAUGUAUAUUGAAAAAAUAAAUAA